ACACAGCGACAGGAGACGCGGACGGAGCUUAGAGUCGGCGAAGCCGCACAAUACAGCCCGGACCGAGGGAGGGAGCGAGCACCUAUCCUGCCCGUAAUUCACCUUCGGCUCCGAGUAAUGUGUCGCUUUAUACUGGCAGACUGGUAGCGUCUGGAGUCUCUUCUCAUCAGGAGCCCGUACCGGAGAAGAUAAACCAGGAUGGUAACGUAUUGUUUGUAACCAGGCGUCCGCUUCUCUAAAGGCCGUUCCUACCCCUAGACUUUCUUGACGAGCCCCCCCUCCCCCGCCACCUAUGACAGCCAUGUCCAACAUAAACAAUACCCUUUGCAUUGAGAACGGACAGGGGCCCGAUGUGUCCCUGUUACAGAAGGACAAUCUUCAGGACAGUGGAUUAAGCCAACUUUUGGAUUAUAAUGCCGAGAUGGAACGGUACCGCUCUUUCGCCAACUUUUACAAAACGAACGGCGCCUUCCCGCAGACGGCCAAGAUCGCCCGCAUAACGACGCCCAUUUUCCCCAGCGCCCGCAUCGGCGUGUCGCCCUGGAACUGCGAUAACGCUAUGCUCUGGGGGAGGAAGUCUGCAGCGGUCGCUCCUAAUAGGACCAGCAUGCAUAGAAAUGAGUCCCAGAGGCCGGGCAAACCUGGCGUACCGCCAGAGACGUUGCAAAUGGCAAAUAAUAAUUUCCUCUCCACCUUAUCCCCCGACCACUGCAGACCUUUAGCGGGGGAAUGCAUGAACAAGCUGAAAUGCGGCGGAGCAGCUGAAGCGGAGAUAAUGAAUCUCCCAGAACGCGUCGGAACUUUUUCCGCAAUACCGGCUUUGGGGGGCAUCUCAUUACCUCCCGGGGUCAUCGUCAUGACAGCCCUGCACUCCCCCGCAGCCUCCGCCGCCGUUACAGACAGUGCGUUUCAAAUUGCCAAUCUGGCAGACUGCCCGCAGAAUAAUUCCUCGGCGUCCAGCGGCAACCCGGCCAAGAAGAAGAGGAAAAGGUGCGGGGUGUGCGCCCCCUGCAGGCGGCUGAUCAACUGCGGGGUGUGCAGCAGCUGUCGGAAUCGCAAAACCGGCCACCAGAUCUGCAAGUUUCGGAAAUGCGAGGAGCUGAAGAAGAAGCCCGGCUCGUCUCUGGAGAGGACGCCAGUGAACAGCGGUGAGGCGUUCCGAUGGUUCUUUUAGAGCCUUUUCCCACCCCCGCUCCUCCCCAACCCCUUCGCCCCGGCUGGCCACAGAGAGCACUUGUGGGGCUCCCAGACCCGAAAACCUGCAUCGUUGGAGGAAAAAAAAGAGGAGGACCAUGAAGAAGAAGAGGAAGAAGAAGGGAAAAAAGAGGAAAACAUUAGGGUGUUGCUUUAACUCUGUAAUUUCCUUUCCUGUGUAAUAACGUACUUUUUGACGGUAUCAUAAUGUAUAUUUUUGGUGUCUAUGAACAUGGUUCAGUGUUGUGACUGUACACGCGGCAGUCAUUCGUCUGUAAAGGACUCAAAAGACAAUCAGAGCAAAUAAACUAAAGAGGCCACAAGGAUUAAUAUCUCGUUUCAACACAAAAAAACACUUUUUAGAUCUGGAGCAAUAACAUUUGAGAUGACACAGGCUUUUACAUAUUAAUAUAUAUAUAUAUAUAUUCACACACACACACAAAUAUAUAUAUACCUGUUUUUCAGUUUGAUCUCUCUUAUUUGCAUACCAGAUAUGUGUGUGACCAUUGCUUCAGACAUACUGCAAAGAAAAGGCCUUUAAUUUAUGGCCUGGUUAAGGGCACAUUCUCUGCUUGACGAACAUCGUAAUGAUUCCGUUCUUCCUCCGGUUGGUCGACUCGUUGCAGAACAGGGCACAUUGUCUUGUGUGAUGAGUUGCAGGUUUUUUUUUCCCCCUCUCUCUUUUUCCUUUCUCCUCCUCCUCCUCCUCUCCUCGUCGAAGAACCACAGCGUUGUCCUCCCUAGCCCCUCCUCUCCCCUCCCCCGACACGAGGCUCUAGGGCCGGAAAGCGUUUUAAGGGCGCCGCCCGCGUCUCACCGUGGACCAGUAAAGCCAGUCCGUGGUGUGUAUCGGAAAAGGCAAGCACGGCAUGACAGCGUCUCACUGAGAGACCGGCGAUGAAAUGAUCACACGGUGACCAUUUGGUGAAGCCAGUGUGCACCAUUUCAUCUGUUUUUAUUUUAUUUUUUUUAAACACGACAAGGUCAAACGAGAAAAAAAAAAAUAAAAAUUCAUAAAAAAAAAUGUCUAAAACGUAGGUAGGAAUACCAGUAAAGGAAUUCUAGUUUUACGCUGAAGUAUUCAAAUUUAGCAUUCUGUAUCAGUGCAGUACGGUAUAAUUAUCAGACAAAUCAUCCCAAGAAAAGGGAUUUUAUGUAUCUCCUCGCUGCAGUUUUUAAUGCAACCUACGAUAGUGUGUUACCGUGGAGCAGAGCUACACAUUCCAAACAAAUUAUUCAAGAAGUUACUCAUUGUCUUAACCCCGAUUGUUGCAUGUGUAAACGUGUUUUCGUUUUAAAGAUUACAAAGGAUUUGUAUAUUGUUGUUGUGAUGAUUUUCUGUGUUAAGAAAAGUUGCAAAAAAAAAAUAUGAAAAAUAAUUUGAUGUCAAUGAAUAAUGGAAAUUUUUAUUCCCACAUGUACAAUUAAACAUCGAUUAUGAUCACCA
Brienomyrus brachyistius is the source of this 2641-nucleotide messenger RNA. RefSeq names its product CXXC finger 4 (gene cxxc4). Gene Ontology annotation, cellular component: nucleus. Gene Ontology annotation, molecular function: zinc ion binding; methyl-CpG binding. The record is from RefSeq and is a predicted model, not a curated record. Lineage: Eukaryota; Metazoa; Chordata; Actinopteri; Osteoglossiformes; Mormyridae. The coding region runs from base 293 to 1174 and encodes 293 amino acids. The transcript has 4 exons.